This is a messenger RNA of Brachypodium distachyon (stiff brome), 2614 nucleotides long. Its product is annotated as probable L-type lectin-domain containing receptor kinase S.5. Gene Ontology annotation, biological process: protein phosphorylation. The record is from RefSeq and is a predicted model, not a curated record. The coding region runs from base 152 to 2398 and encodes 748 amino acids. Gene Ontology annotation, cellular component: plasma membrane. Gene Ontology annotation, molecular function: protein serine/threonine kinase activity; carbohydrate binding; ATP binding. NCBI's taxonomy places the organism in Eukaryota, Viridiplantae, Streptophyta, Magnoliopsida, Poales, Poaceae. The transcript is spliced from 2 exons.
CUCAAUCUCCAAGGAGCCGAAACCAGGCGGAAAAAAAAAAGUGAGGCGAAACCAGAGGCGGAAAUAAGGAGGCACCCAUUCCAGUCCGUAGAACACAAUACACACGCACACGGGCGCGAGAACAGUUUGAGGUCGUCUUGGCUCGCCAUUAAUGGCCGCUUGUUUCCUCGUACUGCUGCUCCUCCUAGUCUUCUUGGCUUCCCCUGCUUCCUCCACCACCACCACCACUUCACUCGCCACCAAUGGCUCCCCUGCUGCAGGAAGCAACAACGCCACGACGUUCAGCUUCGCGGGGUUCCACCCGGACCUCCGGAACGUGAACCUGACGGUGGCCGGCGACGCGAGCAUCACCAAGGACGCGCUGCAGAUCACCCCGGACUCCCUCAACGACGCCGCCGACUUCCUCGUCAACAAGUCCGGCCGCGUCCUCUUCUCCCGCCCCUUCCGCCUCUGGCGCCCCCUCAACGCCACCACCACCAACAAUGGCACCACCACCGCCGCCAAGAACAAGAAGCAACUCGCGUCCUUCACCACCGUCUUCACCGUGAACGUCUUCACGGACCCGAACACGGACCCGGCGGAAGGGAUCGCGUUCCUCAUCGCGCCGUCAAGCUCCGACCCGCCCACGGGCAGCCACGGCGGGUUCCUCGGCCUCACCACGGCCGCCACGGACGGCAACGCCACGAACGGCAUCGUCGCCGUGGAGCUCGACACCGAGAAGCAGCCGCACGACCCGGACGACAACCACGUCGGGCUCAACGUCAACAGCGUGGUGUCCGUGCUCACGGCCUCGCUCACCCCGCACGGCAUCGAGAUCUCGCCGCCCAGCCGGGCCGCCAAGUACAACGUCUGGGUCGACUACGACGGCAACGCCCGCCGCAUCGCCGUGUACAUGGCCGACAUCGAGAAGCAGCCGCUGCAGAAGCCGUCGAAGCCCGUGCUCGCCGCGCCGCUGGAUCUCGGGGAGGUCGUGGCUGAGAGGUCUUACUUCGGGUUCUCGGCUUCCACGGGGACCAAGUACCAGCUCAACUGUGUCCUCGCCUGGAACAUGACUGUCGAGAAGCUCGACGAAGAUGAAGACGACGAUGCCAACGUCACCGAGCCCAGCAAGAAGAAGAGCCUCGCGCUAGGACUGGCCGUGGGGGUAUCAGUGGGGGUUCUCGCGCUAUUCGCCGGGGCCGCCGCAUUGGGCUACUACUAUAUGUGCGUUGUGAAGAGGCAGAAGACGGAAUUAGUGCAAGGGGGAGACGGGGGAAGCGGGAUCACGGGGACGAUGAUUCGGAGCAUGGCGGGCGGGCCGAGGGAGUUCGAGUACAGGGAGCUGAGGAAGGCGACUAACAACUUUGACGAGCGGAUGAAGCUCGGGCAAGGAGGGUACGGGGUGGUGUACCGGGGCGUGGUGGCAGAGGACCCCCUGGCCAACCCCGGCAAUGGCGGCGGCGCGGGGAGCACGGUGGAGGUAGCCGUGAAGAAGUUCUCGCGGGCCAGCACGCAGGGGCAGAACGACUUCCUUGCUGAACUCAGCAUCAUCAACCGCCUCCGCCACAGGAACCUCGUGCGCCUCGUCGGGUGGAGCCACGACAACGGCGAGCUUCUACUAGUAUACGAGUACAUGCCCAACGGCAGCCUGGACCAGCACCUCUUCAGCCUGCCCUCACCAUCCCCAGGGGGCCGGCAGCCACUAGGAUGGGAGCUCCGUUACACCAUCAUCCAGGGGGUCGCCUCAGCGCUACACUACCUCCACGACCAGUACGACCAGCGCGUCGUCCACCGUGACCUGAAGGCCUCCAACAUCAUGCUGGACGCCGCCUUCACGGCCCGGCUCGGCGACUUCGGCCUCGCCCGCGCCAUCGACACCGACAAGACCUCCUACACGGAGGAAGUGGCCGGCGGCGUGCACGGCACCGUGGGCUACAUCGCGCCCGAGUGCUUCCACACAGAGAAGGCCACCCGCGAGUCCGACGUCUACGCCUUCGGCGCCGUCAUCCUCGAGGUCGUUUGCGGCCGCCGGCCCCGGUGUGACGUUGAAGGGUUCCAUUUCUUGGUUGAUUGGGUGUGGAGGUUGCAUCGUGAUGGCAGAGCGAUUGAGGCCGUGGAUCCAAGGCUUGAGGGGGAGUUUGAUGAGGAUGAUGCUGAGAGGCUGCUGAUGCUGGGUUUGGCGUGUAGUCAUCCAACCCCUUCUGAGCGGCCCAAAGCGCAGGCGAUUUUGCAGAUUUUGCUGCGCGCUAUGUUGCCGCCCCAGGUGCCUCCAUUCAAGCCUUCGUUCGUGUGGCCGGCUACGACCAGUAUGGGGUUUGAUACGAUGUCCACGACGGCAGAGACGACAUCUAGCCAGGUCAGCACGGUGGUGACGUCGACGUCCACGUGGAGUGGCAACUUGGCCAGGGCUCCGGAGUAGGACAAAUGCCUCGGGUUCCUUUGUCAGACACGCGCGUCAGAAUGGCAUUGCUUGGAACUGCGCGUGGAGUCUAAUUGUGUAGUAAAUCCGAGUCUCCAUGAUGGCAUGAAGACCAACAAGGAGUGAAAAAAGAAAAACAGAGAUGUAAGAAUAACAUAGUGCAUUUUUUGUUCGUGUGGAAUCAAUUUUCCUCUUGUGAUUUUGUUUUAUCCUUUU